GCAAAUUGCCCUAGAUUUUCCAAAGAAGAAACUUAUGUUGAUGGGUUCUUCUUCUACUUCAGUGAUUUCAUGCCAAGAAUUAUCCAAUGAAAGAAUUGCUCAAAAUAAGGAUUUCACGGUGGAUAUUUGGUAUGAAAUUUUUCUUCAUCUUCCAGUUAAUUCAGUCUUUGCAUUCAAGUGUGUUUCUAUGACAUGGUUUUCCAUUCUUUCAAACCCAAAUUUUAUAUACAAAUGGAGUAAACUCAACAAGAUUAACACAUUUCUUCCAUGGACACUAUCAUGCUGCUGAUUUACCAGAAAACUAUACAUUCCAAAAUGAACCAUUUCGAAGAAGUUUUUCAAUUGCAUAUCCUGUUUCGCAUUCCAAAUUCAUGGCGAAUAAUCUCAAUGGGUUUUCUUUUAGGUUCAUAGAGCCAACUCAAAAUUUUCCAUAUACAGGGACGAAACCCUGUUUAUAUCUGUUAGGUUCCAGUAAUGGUUUAGUUCUCUGCACAACUAGCUUAUUCAAUCAGAUGGUUUAUGUCUGUAAUCCACUUACCAAAAAAUGGGUUUCACUACCUCCACCACCAAAAGUUAGUGAAUAUGUAAUGGCUGGUUUCGAGUGUGAUGGAAGUUCUUCAUCAUCACUCAUUUCAACCAGUUAUAAGGUUGUUCGUGUACCAAGAUUUGAAACCAGGAGCAAAUUUAAAGCUGAAAUAUUCAGUUCGGGUUUUGGUGAAUGGAGUGUUUAUGAAGUUUCAUGUCCUCGAGAUGUUGGUUGGAUGAAUUUCUUUCAAAAAAAUGUUGUUAUCCAUAAUGGUGUACUACAUUGGAUUGACCGAAACUCAGUUAUAGCUUACAAUCUAAACAAUGGCGAAGCAUGUGGAAAUCAAUGUAGAUUAAUCAACUUGCCUGGUGAGGAGUACCGCCUCUAUGAUUCUUCACAACCUUAUAUUGGAGUGCUGGAAGGGCUGAUCUGUUAUGCUUGUCUUAGGGUGGAAAGGAUGCCUAUGGGUGUUUUGAAGGUCUUUUUGUGUGUUUGGGUGAUCGAGGAGGACUGGCAUUUGUUGUAUGAUGAUAUCUUAGUUGAUGAUAUGUUAGCAAAAAUAAUAUCAAAUUCAAACCUUAUAAACCUAUCCAGGUUUUAGGUUUCGAUCUAGUUGACCGAAAUGUUGUUUUGUUUGGUUGUCAAAAUUAUGUCUGGGUGUACAACAUUUUCACAAGAAGAUGGGAAGAGCUCUGUCAUCCUUCUUUGUUUCAUAACAAUCGUCCAUUUAAGGCAAAAUGCAUGCCCCUGGGGUUUGUGCUACAAUCAAGGCCAUCAGUACUUCCACCGCCAUCCUGGAGGAACCCUUGACAAUGUGGUCGACACGAGGAACCCACUUUCGUAAUAUUCGAAGAACUUGUAUGUAUCCAGGGGGUUCAAUGUUUGAAACUGGGUCUCUUUAAUGAACUCAGAGGCUUCUCUGGAUGAGGAUACUCCGCCUAUCUAGAUGCUGAACCCAAAACCGUACUGGGUUUAAUGUGUACAUUAGAGGAUCUUCAACAUAAACUGUA
Molecule: messenger RNA, 1536 nt
Organism: Papaver somniferum (opium poppy)
Lineage: Eukaryota; Viridiplantae; Streptophyta; Magnoliopsida; Ranunculales; Papaveraceae
Exons: 2
Coding region: 372-1127 (251 amino acids)
Source: RefSeq, a predicted model, not a curated record